AUGGACAGGAUCCCUUAUGCUAGCAUUAUUGGAAGUAUAAUGUACACCAUGGUUUGUACCAGACCCGAUCUUGCCCAUGCCAAGAGUGUGGUAAGUAGAUUCAUGGCUGAUCCAGGGAUAGAGCACUGGCAUGCCCUUAAAUGGUUGAUGAGGUACCUAAAAGGAACAACUGAUUAUGCUAUAGUGUUCAGGAGAAACAAGAGUCAAGGUGGAGAUCAGUUAAUUGGUUUCUUAGACUCAGAUUAUGCAGUGAGUUAUGACACUCGAAAGUUACAAUCUGGCUAUGUGUUAACUCUGAAUGGUGCUGCUGUGAGUUGGAAAUCUUGUCUCCAAUUAGUUGUAGCUCUCUCUGCUACAGAAGCGGAGUAUAUAGCUCUUGCUGAGGCAGUGAAGGAGUCAUUUUGGCUGAAGGGGAUCCUUGGAGAUUUUGGGGUUAAGCAAGAUUCUGUCGAGAUAAAGUGUGACUCUGCAAGUGCAAUCUGCUUGACUAAGCACCAGACUUUUCAUCAAAGAAGCAAACAUGUGGAUGUGAGGCUUCAUUUCAUACGAGAUGAGGUGAAUAAGGGAGCAGUGAGGGUAGCAAAGGUGUCAACAGAUGAUAAUGCUUCAGAUAUGCUAACGAAGGUAAUCCCCGGCACCAAGUUGAGAUAUUGCCUGGAGCUGAUCGGAUUGGAGCAGAACUAG
This is a messenger RNA of Salvia splendens (bonfire salvia), 684 nucleotides long. RefSeq names its product secreted RxLR effector protein 161-like. The transcript has a single exon. The record is from RefSeq and is a predicted model, not a curated record. NCBI's taxonomy places the organism in Eukaryota, Viridiplantae, Streptophyta, Magnoliopsida, Lamiales, Lamiaceae. Bases 1 to 684 code for a protein of 227 amino acids.